AUGACUUUAGAAGAAACUAAAAUUGGUGGAAGGCUUUAUUACUUUUCUGACGAAUGGUAUAAGCAAUUCACAAAUAACCCGGCCAAUCAUAUAAUUGAAAACGGUUAUUUUCCAACUUGGAACAAUGCCCGGUGUCCCCGGUUGCGAAAAGUUCGUAUUUCAAGCAGGAGAAGAAUUUAUUCAGACGAAUCUCGUGAAGAAAUAAAACGCCUUCUUUCAUCAGGAAUUAUUUCAAAUUUCCCUGUAUAUAAAAAAUGUUUCUUGUCUAAAUUUUUUUUUAAACCUAAGGACGAUGGGUCUCAAAGGCUAAUAGUCAAUCUAAAAAAAUUGAAUAAGCACAUAAGACCUCUAUACUCUCCCCCGAUGGAUAGAAUAAAGGAUGUGAUAUCUGUACUCAAUAGAGGAGAUUUAAUGUUCUCUAUCGACAUUAAAGAAGCAUUUCAUCAUAUACCAGUGCAUCCUGAUGCACGAAAAUAUUUUGUCUUUGAUUUUGAUGGAAGACGUUAUUGCUAUGAGUGCUUACCAUUUGGACUAAAAACUAGCCCUGCUGUAUUUUCCUUUAUUUUUCGGUUAGCUGUAAACUUGGCCAAAACUUCUGGAAUCCAUAUAUUUGUCUACCUUGAUGAAAUAUUAUUCAUUGCGGGAUCUUUACAGGAAGCAGUAGAACGUCGGAACUUUAUCAUUCAUAAACUAGAAUUAUUGGGCUUUGUCUUAAACUAUGACAAGUCACAUAUAAAUCCAAGCACAGAGAUAAAACACUUGGGAUUUAUUAUAGAUUCACACAAUAUGCGUGUUUAUGUCCCCGAAGAGAAAGUGGAUAAAUUAAUGGCAGAAUGUGAAAAUUUUUACGAGUUAAUUAAAAAGAAGAGAGCACGCAAACGCGAGUUACUGUCGAUAGUAGGAAAAAUUAGGUCUAUUUAUAUUGCAUUUUCACCCGCACUCAAAUAUGCCCGAAAAUUGAACGCGCUUUUUUAUCGGCGCGGGUAUUCGCAUAUCAGAAAGACAAGAAAAAUUCUAUAUCUAUUAUCUUCAUUAAUAUACACGUUAAAGCGGAAAAAUUGGCGUUCCAUACGUCAAAUAAACGCAGAUGAACGUAUUUAA
Acaulospora morrowiae is the source of this 1101-nucleotide messenger RNA. The record is from the annotation of a GenBank genome assembly. Lineage: Eukaryota; Fungi; Glomeromycota; Glomeromycetes; Diversisporales; Acaulosporaceae.